AUGGAUAAGCAAAGGAAGUUAUUACCCUCCCGUAAGCAAUGCUUCCUGGGCCUCAACAUUCCGGAGGCCACAACACCAGUGGCACAAGAGCGCCUCAAGCAUGAUGUAGCAAAGCUACGCGAAAUGUUCACCAAAUUAUUCUCCCCGGGGGAGCAAGAUCUGACCAUCAAUCUGAAGGUAAAAGCCGUCUUUUGUCUGGGAAAGAUGAAAGAAAACGGAAACCGACGCCCGCUGAAAAUAGUCUUGGGGUCAGAGGACGAGGUAAAAUUGAUUCUCCAGAGAGUCUAUAGACGGAAAGAAGAGAUGUUACGUCUACACCUGGAACCGGAAGACAGAGAAAGUCUGAAGGCAGCUCUAACAGUGAUCAUGUCAUGCUGGAAAUCUGCUGGAAUAGAGGCGGCAAGUUGGUAUCGAGGCCACAUGGCAGACCGAACAUCUGGCGGAUGUCAUUCGAGGAGGCAAGAGUCGCAGCGUCAAACCUGUCGUGGUACCCUCAAGGUUGAUAGCGCCUGGGAGACCACAAAGGAUGGUUUUGUUCAUCUUUGUCAAACCCAGGCACCACCGUUUCGGCAACGGACGCAUGCCAGAGGUCCACCUUGGUUUAAUGCCAACUCCUCAGACGGAGGAACCGAGCUUGGAAAUGAUAUCGACAGGGGAGGGUUAUGA
Molecule: messenger RNA, 666 nt
Organism: Echinostoma caproni
Lineage: Eukaryota; Metazoa; Platyhelminthes; Trematoda; Plagiorchiida; Echinostomatidae
Source: the annotation of a GenBank genome assembly